CAAUUCUUUCGAGUCAUGUAAACAGAAUUAAUCAUUGACCUUUUUCGAUUUAUUGAUAUUAGACUGAAGGGUAGAUAUUUGGUUGUAAUACGAUUUAGUCGAAAAUAUUUUAUUCACUUAUCGACUGCAGUUCGAUCCAUAUUAAAAAUUUUAUAAUAUUUAAAAUGAAAUCAGUAUUAGUGGCAGUUAUUGUAUGUUUAGUUAUAAUUGACGUGUUUUGUUCGUUAGAAAAUGAAUGGUCACAAUUUAAGUUAAAUUAUAACAAAAAGUACAAAUCGCAAAUAGAAGAUGCAAGAAGAUUUAGCGUAUUCAAGAAGAAUUUAAUAGAAAUAACUAGACAUAACAGACGUUUUAAAAAAAGAUUGGAAACGUUCGAAAAAGGAAUAACAGUGUUUGCAGAUUUAACAAAGAAACAAUUUGAUAAAAAGUAUGGUUUAGGUUUACAAAAUAAUUUAAAUAUGACGAGCACUUAUGGUUUGAAUAGUAGAUCACCAGAUUCGAUAAAUUUUGAUAUGGAACCAAGAAGUAGAGAGCAAGCUGAAAGAAGAGGAGAGAACGUAUCAACAGACUAUUUAGAUUGGAGAGAAAAAGGUGCUGUAACUCAUGUUAAAGAACAAGGAGUUUGUGGAGCCUGUUGGAUAUUUAGUGCAAUUGGAAUGUUGGAAGGUUACAACUUCAUAAAAACUGGCCAACUAAUAUCACUAAGUGAACAGAACGUUGUUGACUGUUUUUCUGAUGAAACAUGUUACGGGGGAUAUACUUGGGACGCAAUUCUUCACGUUAAAAAUAAUGGUAUAAGUAAAGAGACCGAUUAUCCUUAUAGAAAAAAACAUACUAGAUGUAAAAAGAAAGUACCCAAGAUUAAAAUCAAUUUCAAAGGAUUUGAUUUUGUAAAUGAAACUGAGAAUGAUCUUAAAAGUUCGUUGGCGAAAUAUGGACCAAUAGGAGUUAGUUUAUUCGUUUCUGGUAAUUGGAGAUUAUAUAAAAGAGGAGUUUGGUAUGAAAAAAAUUGUUCCACUCUCGCUAACCAUUCUGUUCUCUUAGUGGGAUAUGGUACAGAAAAUGGAGAAGACUAUUGGUUAAUUAAAAAUUCUUGGGGACCGCUAUGGGGAGAAGAUGGAUAUAUUAAAAUUGCCAGGAAUAAGGAAGAAAAUUAUUGUGGCUUAACAAACGAAGCUAUGUAUAUUUUUUAAUAAAAUAUUAUUUAUUUCCUUCUUGUUUGAACAUAUGAGUGAAAAUGACGAAAAGAAAAUGAACAUUACUAAAAACCAAAUUAGUAAAUAUAGCAAAAGUGUCUCUUAGUUAAUGGUGUUUUGCUUGUUUCAAUAUUUAUGCUUUUUCUAUUAAUUUAAAACAAAAAUCAUCCGAACUCAAAUAUUUCAUAUUCAAUUAAAAUUCCGAAUCAAAGUAUUUAAAAAAAUAAUAUUUCCUAAAUUUCUGAGAACAAGACAUUGUAAAAUCAAAAGAAUGUUGAAAAUUAGUGUAACAUCGAUAAAAAAUAAUCAC
Messenger RNA from Psylliodes chrysocephalus, 1506 nucleotides. NCBI's taxonomy places the organism in Eukaryota, Metazoa, Arthropoda, Insecta, Coleoptera, Chrysomelidae. The record is from the annotation of a GenBank genome assembly.